Messenger RNA from Protopolystoma xenopodis, 261 nucleotides. The record is from the annotation of a GenBank genome assembly. NCBI's taxonomy places the organism in Eukaryota, Metazoa, Platyhelminthes, Monogenea, Polystomatidea, Polystomatidae.
AUGUUUGAGAUUUACUGCCGGUUUCUAAUGCCAACCUUUCUUACAUGCCUUCCCUGCCCCCUUUUAUUGUCACGUUUCAUUCGGCUCAUAUUUCCUCGGCACCAGGACCUCCCCUCCUUCGGCCGAUCAAAUCGUACCGAGAUCUCGUUCAGACGCGGUGGCGUGGUAAGCAGGCCAAUUCUUGUCUCUCCCUCGGGCAUUCAUAUGCUUGUUUGUCUGAAUUCCAGCUAUGAGAAAUCUGAUAUUGUGUCUUGUCGCUGA